This is a messenger RNA of Lampris incognitus (smalleye Pacific opah), 2106 nucleotides long. Its product is annotated as sodium- and chloride-dependent GABA transporter 1-like. Bases 1 to 2106 code for a protein of 701 amino acids. Gene Ontology annotation, cellular component: plasma membrane; axon; cell surface. Gene Ontology annotation, biological process: sodium ion transmembrane transport; neurotransmitter transport. The transcript has 14 exons. NCBI's taxonomy places the organism in Eukaryota, Metazoa, Chordata, Actinopteri, Lampriformes, Lampridae. The record is from RefSeq and is a predicted model, not a curated record. Gene Ontology annotation, molecular function: gamma-aminobutyric acid:sodium:chloride symporter activity.
AUGGCGACGAACGGCACCAAAACGGACGGCCAAGUGGCAGAACUGAACGAAGUGGCCACUAAUGACAAGCCCAAGUCGCUGGAUGUCAAGCCCGAGAAGAAGAAAAAAGACAUCCCCGAUAGAGAGACGUGGGGGGGGAGAUUUGAUUUCCUCCUGUCGUGUGUAGGUUAUGCAAUUGGACUGGGCAACGUGUGGAGGUUCCCCUACCUCUGUGGAAAGAACGGUGGAGGGGCCUUCUUGAUUCCCUAUUUUUUGACUCUCAUAUUUGCUGGGGUCCCCUUGUUUCUACUGGAAUGCUCCCUUGGUCAAUACACCUCCAUUGGAGGGCUUGGUGUAUGGAAACUGGCGCCUAUGUUUAAAGGUGUUGGCCUUGCAGCAGCCGUCCUGUCCUUCUGGCUUAACAUUUACUACAUUGUAAUCAUUGCCUGGGCCAUUUACUACCUGUACAACUCCUUCACCACAGAUCUGCCAUGGAGCUCGUGUAAUAAUCCGUGGAACACGGAGAAAUGCUACACAAACUACAGCAUCCUAGAUACCACCAACCUCACCAGCGCGGUGGCGGAGUUUUGGCAACACAACAUGCAUCAAAUGACCGAUGGCUUGGAAAAACCAGGCCAGAUCCGAGCGCCACUGGCUAUAACACUGGCCAUCGCCUGGGUCCUUGUGUACUUCUGUAUCUGGAAAGGGGUCAGCUGGACAGGGAAGGUGGUCUACUUCUCAGCUACAUACCCCUAUUUUAUGCUGUUUAUCCUCUUCAUCCGUGGGGUGACUCUACCUGGAGCUAAAGAUGGGAUCCUGUUCUACAUCACGCCGGACUUUGAAAAACUCAAACAAUCGGAGGUAUGGCUGGAUGCAGCCACACAGAUAUUUUUCUCUUAUGGAUUGGGACUGGGGUCCCUUAUAGCGCUGGGUAGCUACAACACGUUCAAUAACAAUGUUUACAGAGACUCUGUCAUAGUGUGCUGCAUCAACUCGUGCACCAGCAUGUUUGCUGGCUUCGUCAUCUUCUCCAUUGUUGGCUUCAUGGCACACGUGACAAAGAAAUCCAUUGCCGACGUAGCAGCCUCAGGUCCAGGCUUGGCUUUCCUGGCCUACCCAGAGGCUGUAACCCAGCUGCCUGUGUCUCCGCUCUGGGCCAUUCUGUUUUUCUCUAUGUUGCUCAUGCUGGGGAUAGACAGCCAGUUCUGCACUGUCGAGGGUUUCAUCACUGCAUUGGUGGAUGAGUUUCCCAGGGUGCUUAGGGGCAGAAGAGAGCUCUUCAUUGCAGUUGUCUGCCUGGUGUCCUAUGUGAUUGGCCUGUCUAACAUCACACAGGGUGGUAUCUAUGUGUUCAAGCUGUUUGACUACUACUCUGCCAGUGGAAUGUGUCUGCUCUUCUUGGUCUUCUUUGAGUGCAUCUCCAUAUCCUGGUGCUACGGUGUGAACAAGUUCUACGACAACAUCCAAGAGAUGAUUGGCUACAAGCCUUGUAUAUGGUGGAAGCUGUGCUGGGUGGUGUUCACCCCUCUCAUUGUCGCUGGGGUGUUCCUGUUCAGCGCCGUACAAAUGGUCCCUCUCACCAUGGGAGACUAUGUGUUUCCAGGCUGGGGCCAGGGAGUGGGUUGGCUCAUGGCAAUGUCCUCCAUGAUUCUCAUACCGGGCUACAUGAUCUACAUGUAUCUCGGGCUCAAGGGCACCUACAAAGAGCGACUUCGGUUUAUGCUUCAGCCUCCCGCUGUAGUCAGACGGCCCCAAGAGAACGGACCCGAGCAGCAGGUGGAAACCAACACAGCUAACCUGGCCAGUCCUGCCAAUCCGGCCAGCCCGGCCAGCCCGGCCAACCCAGCUCCUGCAAAUCCUGCUAGCCCUACCAAUCCGGCUCCCGCCAACUCAACUAGUCCAACGACCCCAGCUAACCCGGCUCCGCCAGCUAACCCGGCCACUGCCACUAGCCCGGUGAACCCAGCAGCCAGUCCCACCACCACCACAACCACCAGUCCGGCUAACCCCACCACCACAACCAGCCCCAUCAGCCCACCGCCCAACCCAGCAAGCCCAACAGAGCCGGUCAAUCCACCGAACAUAAGUCCGACCACUAACCUGACCAAUGCUGAAGCCAACGUCUAG